Lynx canadensis (Canada lynx) is the source of this 5939-nucleotide messenger RNA. It is a transcript of the gene HOXB3, whose product is annotated as homeobox B3. Lineage: Eukaryota; Metazoa; Chordata; Mammalia; Carnivora; Felidae. Gene Ontology annotation, cellular component: nucleus. Bases 3143 to 4426 code for a protein of 427 amino acids. Gene Ontology annotation, biological process: regulation of transcription by RNA polymerase II. The transcript is spliced from 4 exons. Gene Ontology annotation, molecular function: DNA-binding transcription factor activity, RNA polymerase II-specific; RNA polymerase II cis-regulatory region sequence-specific DNA binding. The record is from RefSeq and is a predicted model, not a curated record.
GGGGGGGGGGGAGCGGCAGGGGGAGAUGCGGGAGGGGACCCUGGGGCCUGGGUCCUCAAAAGCCUACCUGCCCUCCCCCUACUUUAUCUAUUACACGAAUAAACGCAGAGGAGGGGGAGGGGAAGCUUUAUUUAUAGAAAUGACAAUAGGGAGCCAGGCGAGGCCCCCCAGAAGCAAGGUUCAAGUCUCUUGCUUUCUUCCUUAAAAAAAAAAGAAGAAGAAGAAGAAGAAGAAGAAGAAGAAGAAGAAGAAAAAGAAGAAGAAGAAGGAAGAAAGAAAAAGACAGAAAGAGAAAUAGGAGGCUGCACUCCUCGUUUUCAGCUUUGGCGAAGAUGGAUCCACGUUUCAUCUUUAAUCACGCCAGGCCCAGGCCCAUCUGUCUUGUUUACUCUGCCGCGGAGAGGACGGGCCUCGGUGGCGACCAUUACCUCGACACCCGGCUAACAAAUGAGGCCCGGCUCCGACGCCGCCGCCUCUGCUGCUGCCGCUGCUGGAAGACAGCCUGGAUUUUCUUUCUUUGUCCCCCAUUCCUGACACCCAGCGAAAGCACCCUGUGACUGCCAGAUAGCGCAGUGUUUUGGCCACGGUAACACGCGCACACACACACACACACACACACACACACACACACCCUCCUCCCCCUCGGUGCCCCUCCAUGGGCACACUGACUGCUCACCCCCUUCCACCAAGGGGUGGGGUGGGGGGGCAGCAGCAGGAAGGGGACACGUGGAGGUGGGGGGUGGCCUUGGCACCGCAGGACCAGGCAGGGAAAUUGAGUCCAACAGAAAAGAGACCCGGAGACCCGAGAGGGCCUUCUUCUGGAAGGUCAAGCCAUUCCUGGCAGAGUGAGGGGCCAGCUGAGUUCUGGAAGCUGGGCACAACCCUCUGGCCAAUUGAGUUGUGCAGCCAGGCCUUCUCUCCUCCGCUGCAAAUGAAUGUGAGACUAGCACAGAAAAUGUGGUGGGGCCUCCCGGUCUGGGAGACAUAUUGCAGAGACCUCUCCCAUAGUUUAUCAUUGUUUUGCAUUGAUUAUUAUUAUUAAUUAUUAUUAUUAUUAUUAUUAUUAUUAUUUUAUGUCAUGCGCGUCCUGUCUCCUGUUCUCUCUCUGACAUUCCAAACCAGGUCCCUUCCUAGUUCUGGGGCUGCCUGAGUCUAGAACCCUUGGUUGGCGUGAAAAUUUUGUGUCCUGUACAGAGUGACAAUAGAAAUAAAUGUUUGGUUUCUUGUGACCAGCACGGCGUGUUUUUGUUGAAACCUUGAUGUAAAGAUACAGACGAAUGCCACCCAGCGUAUAUUUUAAGCAUCUCAGUCCAUUCGGCCUCACAUUGUAUGUGGUUGAGGAUUUUUUUUCGAAGGGUCCAAGGAGAAUUUCUAUCUCAGAGGACUCCAAAUUGUGGUAGCUGGUUUGUUUUCCUUUUGGGGUGGGUGUGUUUUGUUUGGGGCUUUUAAUUUUUUCCCUCCAGUCCAAAAAUGGAUUGAAAGUACUGGGAGGGCCGACUCCAAUCCCUAAUGGGGGGAAAAUGUUUCAUUGUAGGACACGAGAGGCUUAAGUAUGGCAAAGCCUUUCAUAUCGUGAUUUAUUUGUCAUAAGCAAAUAAAAUGCGGUUAAGCUGUCUCUUUCUAGACAGACGGCUCUUUGCUUAUUAAGGUUCGGAGGGAGGAUUUCUGCGAGGCCGGCCUCUUUCCUCCCGCCUAAGAAGGUAUCGUUUUCCUCUGAGGUGUUUAAAGCUUUAAUGAGUCUAAUUUUUUGCACAGAUGUUUCUGGGUGUUUGCAGGUUUUCAGAGUAUUUUUAUAUUACAAAGGAGCUAGCCGGUGCCAUAGCUCAAACUCUGACAAGCAAAUAGAUAAUCAAGAAGACAAAUGGCCUCUUUUGUGAAGCCCUGCUCCUGUAUUAAUUUUCAUUUUCUUUCUCAUAGAAAGUAUCGAAAGUACGACCGGGGACCAAAUAGCUUUCUGUCUCUGAGGUCCCAGUCACCCCUAGAAUGGAGUGGGGGAAGGGGGUGGGGGUGCCGAUGACCCUCACAAGCUCUGUCGGGCUUGGGCCGUUUUGGGGCAGCACCCAAGAGAUGUGCUUAAGGUCCGAGGGCUCCAGCCUUGGGGUCUCUGGUCUUGUGGUGGCCCAGGAUACAGCCACCCGCCUCCAAAAAACUUGGGGCUCGAGAGAGCAUAUGCAAUUAAAAGUCGUUUUUCAGUCCCAUCUUCCCUCCAGAAAAUAAACAUAGCUGAUUCCACCAGCACGUUUUUUACUGUUAUUUCUUUUGUAUUCCUCCGGUUUGCAGCGCCCGGGAGUUUGAGGCUGGGUAGGGCCUGGGACACACAGGGCUGGUGUCCACAGCACGGGAAAGGGCGCUGGAACUGCCCGUUGAAAUGCUCCUGGAGGUCUCAUUUAAAAAAAAAAAAAAUUGACAGGACCUGGAGGCGAGCUUUGUUUUGGUCGAAUCGCGGUGUGAUGUUUAACUGCCAAAGGGAUACCGCCCUUAGUGGAGGGGGAAAAUAGUCCUUAAAAAGCAUAUGCCCCCCCAGGAAUGUCUCUAUAGAACCAAAUCAAAGCUGCUCCUUGGAAGGUAUGAAUAGAAUAAAAAAAAGAUUUCUAUGGAGCUUAAAGUUCACAGCCAUUCUGUGUAGACAAGAGCUAAGAAAAAUGUGAGAAUUAUACAGAAAACCAUUAAUCACUUCUUUUCUUUAAAUACGUAUCCUCUCUCCUUUGUUAUUAUUCAACAGCAAAUCUCCGCAGACCGGCUGUUGGGGGAAAAAAGUGUUAGCUGGCUCUCCCGGAUCUGCGAGGGGGAAAAAAAUUUGGAACCAUAAAGUUGAAAACUUUUUUCUCUCAGUUUGGAAGAAGCCCUUCGUCAUGAAUGGGAUCCGCAGAAUUCAGGCCAGAGGAGGCGAGAGGCGCAAAGGAGGGGAGAUUUCUCGCCUGCCGCUCGCGCUGGGGCUCGAUGUGAAUAUAUAUUAUGUCUGCCUGUUCUCCCCUCGUCGGUGGCUAAGGUCAGCAGCUCCCAACGGACUCGGGAGGAGGGGGGCAGAAAGGGGAGGGGGGGGGGUCCGGCGCCUCACGUGACCCCCGCGGGUGCCAAUGUCCGGUCGUGAGGGUAUCAGGCUCUUGCAAGUUGCCACCCACUGCCCGGGCCUCGCUCAGCGAUGCAGAAAGCCACCUACUACGACAACGCCGCGGCAGCACUCUUCGGAGGCUACUCCUCGUACCCUGGCAGCAAUGGCUUCGGCUACGAAGGUCCCCCCCAACCCCCCUUUCAGGCCGCCACGCACCUGGAAGGCGACUACCAGCGCUCGGCGUGCUCCUUGCAGUCCCUGGGCAACGCCGCCCCGCAUGCCAAGAGCAAGGAGCUCAACGGCAGCUGCAUGAGGCCCGGCCUGGCCCCCGAGCCCCUGCCCGCCCCGCCCGGCUCACCCCCGCCCAGCGCCGCACCUACCAGUACCACUAGCAACAGCAAUAAUGGGGGCGGGCCCAGCAAAGCCGGCACCCCCAAGUGCGUUCCUGGCUCCAACUCCACCCUCACCAAACAGAUAUUCCCCUGGAUGAAAGAGUCAAGGCAAACGUCCAAGCUGAAAAACAGCUCCCCCGGCACAGCGGAGGGCGGAGGCGGCGGCGGAGGCGGCGGCAGUGGUGGCGGCGGGGGCGGCGGCGGCGGCGGCGGGGGAGGGGACAAGAGCCCCCCGGGGUCGGCGGCGUCCAAGCGCGCGCGGACGGCGUACACGAGCGCGCAGCUGGUGGAGCUGGAGAAGGAGUUCCACUUCAACCGCUACCUGUGCCGGCCGCGCCGCGUGGAGAUGGCCAACCUGCUGAACCUCAGCGAGCGGCAGAUCAAGAUCUGGUUCCAGAACCGGCGCAUGAAGUACAAGAAGGACCAGAAGGCCAAGGGCCUGGCCUCGUCGUCCGGGGGCCCCUCCCCUGCCGGCAGCCCCCCGCAACCCAUGCAGUCCACGGCCGGCUUCAUGAACGCCUUACACUCCAUGACCCCCAGCUACGAGAGCCCGUCCCCGCCCGCCUUCGGCAAAGCCCACCAGAAUGCCUACGCGCUGCCCUCCAACUACCAGCCCCCUCUCAAAGGCUGCGGCGCCCCGCAGAAGUACCCCCCGACUCCGGCGGCCGAUUACGAGCCCCACGUCCUCCAAGCCAACGGGGGCGCCUAUGGGACGCCCACCAUGCAGGGCAGCCCCGUGUACGUGGGCGGGGGCGGCUACGCGGAUCCGCUGCCGCCCCCUGCCGGCCCCUCCCUCUAUGGCCUCAACCACCUUUCCCACCACCCCUCGGGGAACCUGGACUACAACGGGGCGCCCCCUAUGGCCCCCAACCAGCACCACGGACCCUGCGAUCCCCACCCUACCUACACAGACCUCUCCUCUCACCAUGCGCCUCCUCCUCAGGGUAGAAUCCAAGAAGCGCCCAAAUUAACACACCUGUGAUCGGAGAGGGGCCGGGGGGCCGGGGUGGCGGAGGGGCGAGGUCUUGGGGUGGGUGAGAGCUAUGAGGGGCGCAGGCCGUGCGCUCUGAGGGGGCAGCCUGGAGGUCUGAAAUAGGGAGGCAAGGAGGCGAGAGCCACACUUGCUGCUGGGAAGACCCGGGCUGGAGCCCCUUCCCCUCCCCCUGGCCUGAGAAGUUGCUUUGUAAGGUCCUCCAGUCCUUGUUCGGUCCGCCUGCCAACCCACUGGAGAGAAAUCCACAGCCGACUGUGGAGAUGAUCCCCUCAACCCUAGGCCUCCAGCAAUACCCAGUUAGGAGAUAGGGAAACAAGGCAGAGAAGCACAUUUUAAAAAGCAGACAAGAUGGCUAGGCCAUCACCAACCAACCAACCAACCAACUUACCUUCCAUCUCUGUGAGUAAUUCCUCCAAAUCUUGAUUUUUUUUUUCCUUGCAGUUCUCCUUUAAAAAACAAACAAAAAAAGAGAGCCCAUUUCAAAACCAAGGGCCCAAAGCACGCUCCCCUCCCACUUUCCUGAAGCCUCAAGUUUCCUCCCACCCAUGUGAGGUUUCUGGGGGCGCUCCCUCCAUUUUUAGCCCCAUAGUUUCUGCUUUAGGACAUUCAUGUCUACACCCCGCCCCCAUCUAUUACAGUUUUCAGAGGGCUCAGGGAUGGCGAGAGAUCCUGAAAGUCAGAGCUGUCUAUAUUAUAAAUAUAUAUAUAUUUUUUCUUUUAUGGAACGCUGGGAGGUCAGAGCAGGCAAGGUGUCAGGACUGAAGCUUUGUCCAUUCUGCUGUCUCCCAUCUCAGCUCCAGGACCAUCCCCCUCUCUCCACAGAAAGCAAUCGGGCGACACGAGGUUCUACACUUUUCUUUUCUUCUGUUGCUCUCUUGACUUAACGUGAAAACAGGGUAUAUUUUAACAAACUGUCUGUCCCAGGCAGGGGCUGCAGCUGGGCCUGUGCGCCUCGCUCAACCCCCUGUCAGGACACUUUUGUUGCACUUAGAGUUUACAUUUUAAUGGAUAUAAAAACAACUGUGAGAGAUGCUUGGGUCUGCAGGAGUCCGGCAUCGCUCAAGAAGUGUGUGUUCUAGUGAACAUUUUCAUAUAUAUUUAUUGGUUAUAGCCUGUUAAAAUAUUUUCUUUUUUGUAUUAUUUAUCCCCCCCCACAUUAUGUAUUUAUAUGAGGGAAAAAAAAUGACAAAUUGUACUUUUUUAGUAUUUACUUGUUAUAAAGGACGUUGUGUUUCCUGUCAUGUAAAACCAGCUAUUUUAGUUAUUAUUGUACUCUAGAAAAGAGCUGUAGAUUUAUGUUAAACGCGUACUUAUGAGCAAUUGUAAUUAGUUCUAAAAGGCAUGAACUCAGCUCCUAUUGUCAUUGUAUAGUCCUGAAUUCGUAGAGUUAGAGUUAAUUCCCUCUCGAAACUUUCUUUGUUCUUCCGUAGUUACUUUUUUCCUCACUUAAAAGGGUUGUCUGUCAAACAAUUCUUGAAUAAACUUUCUGUUAUCAAUUUUA